Messenger RNA from Suricata suricatta (meerkat), 3627 nucleotides. Its product is annotated as zinc finger protein 665-like. The record is from RefSeq and is a predicted model, not a curated record. NCBI's taxonomy places the organism in Eukaryota, Metazoa, Chordata, Mammalia, Carnivora, Herpestidae. Gene Ontology annotation, biological process: regulation of DNA-templated transcription. The transcript has 7 exons.
GCCCGGCCCGCGGUUCCGACAGCUCGGCGCGGUACUGGGCCGGGGUCGCUCCUCUGGGGCUCAGUCCGGGUGGGAGUGUCCCAGGAGUGUCACACAGAAUCCCUGGGGGCUGGGGGGCUUGUGGCCUGUCUGCCUGCCUGCUGCUCCCUCACCCAGAAUCACAGUCUUGAAUCCACGUGGUUCCGGGUGGUCAUGUGGAACGGUGGGAGGAAGAAUUUUUGCUCCUGUAGUCCUGGACUAACAGGAUGUGUUUUCGUGUGAUGAGGAGGGGAGGCUUGUUCCUUUCUCGGAUGGUGGUGCUAUUCUGGAGUGCGGAGUGUCAGAAGAGACACCAUUCAUCCUUCAGGGACCCCUGGACCGGCUGGAGCGCGACUCCAUUAAACUAGGAAGCUGGGCACUUCUGUAUUUGAAAGUCCUGCCAGCCAGUGAGCACGUUUCUGGUGAGAAGUUCUCUUGGGGCCUUUUAGGCCAUUUUCUCCUGAUGCAGCUGUGAUUUCUCCACAAAUUCCAUCUGAGAACGAAAUCUACAGGACAAGUGGACAGAAGAAGAAAUGGACAGCUCUCAGGGACGGCUGACCUUCCAGGAUGUGGCUCUAGAAUUCUCUCAGGAAGAAUGGGAAUGCCUGAACCACAGUCAGCGGGAACUGUACGCGGAUGUGAUACUGGAGACCUAUGGACACCUUCUCUUCUUGGGUCUCCUUGUAUCAAAACCAGACCUGGUCAUCUUUUUGGAGCACGAGAAGGAGCUGCGGGGUGUGAAGAGACAGGAGACAGUAGCCUCACACCCAGCUGUAUCUUCACCAUGCACCCAGAGUUUCCUGCCCACGUCGUGCUUAGAACUUUCUCCUCAGAAAGUGUCAAUUGGGGAACAGAGUACCCGUGAGAAUUUCUACUUACUGAUAGACCCAGUCAGCAAUGGGGAGAGUGAAGGGCAUCAAACAUAUCAUGAUGGCCGUAUCCAAACAGAGACAUCUGCUCAUAAGAAGAAUCUCACUGCCCGAAGUGGUGAACAAUAUAAAGCAUUUGGCAAAACCUCCCCUUUCAAAUUAGCUUCUUCUGUCAAGAAGUGUGUUUCAGUAACCAAAAAAUCAGAUCAAAUAUUGACACAUAAAUAUUUGUUGAGAGAAAAUUUUGAAAAUCAGGAAAGUGACCUCAUUCGUGUUAAAAAUAAGUAUUUGGCCCAAUUUGAAAAUGGCCUUGGACUGACCUUUCACUCAAUUAUUUCUGAAAAUCAUAGAUUUAAUACUGAAGAAGAAAGUGUUAAGUGGUAUCAACUUGAGGGGCAUAUCAGAAAGAGGUCAACCCAACAAAAUUACGAGACGAUUUUGAAUAGACAUAGAAUUGCUGUUUGCAGUGAAUCUGAGAUGAAAUUUAACCAGGGCUCCAACGUUAACAACUGUGUGCAUACUCAUUUGCCAGAAAACCAUGUUGAAUGUAAUAAAGGUGAGGAAGUCUUGUCUCAAAAAUCUAAACGUAUCAAACAGAGGAGUGCGCAUCUGAAAGACAAUCCUUAUAAAUAUAGAGACUGUGGGAACGCUCUGCAGCUGUCCUCCAGUGUUGAAGAUCAUCAGACAAGUUGUUUGGGACAAAACCCAUCCACAUGUAAUAAGUCUGAAAACACAUUUAGUCAGUCACCAAAACUAAACAUACAUAAGACAAUUAGUACUGGAGAGAAAAGGUACACUUGUAAGGACUGUGGCCUAGUCUUUCAUUGGCACUCAACACUACCUAAACAUCAACAAAUGCAUGCUGGAGAGAAGUCCUACAACUGUGAAUCGUGUGGGAAAGCCUUUAAGGACUGCUCGUCACUAAAUACAGAUGUACAAAUCCAUAUUAGAGAGAGACUUGACAAAUGUCAACAAUGUGGCAAGGCCUUUAAUAGGCACUCCAGCCUUACUAGACAUCAGAGCAUGCAUAUUGGAGAGAAACCUUACCAAUGUCAAGAAUGUGCCCAAGCCUUUAAAGAGAACUCAAAUGUCACUUAUCAUCACAGGGUUGACACUGAAGAGAAACCUUACCAAUGUAAACAAUGUGACCAGGCCUUUUGCGAGCACUCACACCUUAAUCAACAUCUCAGAAUUCAUUCUGCAGAGAAACCUUACAAAUGUGAACAAUGUGGCAAGGCCUUUAGUCAGCACUCAAUACUUACUAAACAUCACAGAGUUCAUAGUGGAGAGAAACCUUACAAAUGUGAAGAGUGUGGCAAGACUUUUACCCGGAACUCAAGCCUUACACUCCAUCUCAGAAUUCAUACUGGAGAGAAACCAUACAUAUGUCAAGAAUGUGGCAAGGCCUUUAGCCAGCACUCAAUGCUUACUAAACAUCACAGAGUUCAUACUGGAGAGAAACCUUACAAAUGUCAAGAAUGUGGCAAAUCCUUUAUAACACACUCAAGCCUUACUCUACAUCUCAGAAUUCAUACUGGAGAGAAACCUUACAAAUGUGAACAAUGUGGCAAGGCCUUUAGCCACCACUCAGUCCUUACUGUACAUCAGAGAAUUCAUACUGGAGAGAAACCUUAUGGAUGUCAAGAAUGUGGCAAGUUUUUUAUAACGCAUUCAAGCCUUACUGUACAUCACAGAAUUCAUACUGGAGAGAAACGUUACAAAUGUGAAAAAUGUGGCAAGGCCUUUCGCCAGCAGUCACACCUUACUCUACAUCACAGAAUUCAUACUGGAGAGAAACCUUAUGAAUGUGAAGAAUGUGGCAAGGCCUUUAUAGACCACUCAAGUCUUACUCUACAUCUCAGAAUUCACACUGGAGAGAAACCUUACAAAUGUGAAAAAUGUGGCAAGGCCUUUCGCCAGCACUCAAAACUUAGUCAACAUUUCAGAAUUCAUACUGGAGAGAAACCUUACAAAUGUGAAGAAUGUGGCAAAGCCUUUAUAGACCACACAAGUCUUACUCAACAUCACAGAAUUCAUACUGGAGAGAAACCUUACAAAUGUCAAGAAUGUGGCAAGGCCUUUCACCACCAAUCAAAUCUUACCAAACAUCACAGAAUUCAUAUAAGACAGAAACCUUAAAAGUAUUAAAAGAAUGUCAGAACCUGCAAGUGGCCCUCAGCCCUUACUAUACAUCAGAGAAUUCCUAGUGGAGAAUAAUCAUACAGAUAUAAACAGUGUGGCAGGCUCACCCACUCAUCACAAUGUAGUCAACAUUUUAGCUAUCACAUAGGAGGAAAACUGUGAAAUGGAAAGAAAGUGACCUGCCCUUUACGUAGAAUUCAAUCUUUGCUCAGUGUCAUAAAAUGCUCCCUUGAUGCAAACCCUAGACAUGUAAUGAAUGAGAUAAGACCAUCAUUUUAAAUUACACUCUAGCAAACACCAGACAGUGCAUAUAGGAAAGUAACUGGGAAGAUAGAUUUACAAACGUAUUAAAUUGAACAUCAAAUGUCAAUAAGAUUUUAGACAUCAAAGCAGAAAGCAGCACAUCAUUCACUCUAUUGAUACAUUACACCAAAAUACUUGUAGGGAAUAAUAGAAAGUUAAAAACUUAGAACACAUUUGUGCCAUUCUGUUUCAAAAGAUUUAGCAAAUGAGUUUUGCCUGGGUAUAAUUAAUUUUAAUAUGUGCUUUUUGGGAGCCAUUCUGAACUCACAAGUUGAGAAUACUUGUGAGGUUAAGG